AUGUCCUCAGUUGCAAGUUUAUUCAUUGAUAAGACUAAAACUCCUAGUAAGGAGGAUCAAGGUAUAAUGAAUAUUGGAAAGAAUUGCUCGUAUUGUAGUCAACUUGACUUUCUACCUUUUCAUUGUGAGUAUUGUAACAAGACUUUUUGCUCACAACAUCGAACUUUAGAACAACAUCACUGUCCAAAUAAAGAUAAAUUUUAUAAUCAACAAAUACCAACUUCAUCAACUUCGUCUAGUACUACCAUAUCAUCAAAAUCACUAUUUCCAGAUAGAGAGGCAGAUAGAAAAUUAAUCAAUGAAAGAUUAAAAAGUCCUGAACCUACAACUAUUAAAGAAACUCAAUUUAGAGUGGGGGAUGUUGCCACAAAUAAUGCUUUCAAAAAAUUUCAGCAAUUUCUAAAUCUUAAAAAGGAAAGACAAAAGGGAUCUUCCAUAUCCAAGAUAUUUGGAAAAUCUUCAUCAUCAUCAAAAUUUGCAGAUAUAGCGAAAUUGAAAAAAGAAGCUAAAGGAGAUAAUAAAAUCAAAGUCAAUGAUAAAAUUUACAUUUGGUGUAUUUAUGUCAAAGAUCCAAAAAUCAUUGAAACAACCAAGCAACCGGUAUUUAUAUCUAAAAAUUGGGUGGUUGGAAAGUCACUAGAUAGUAUAGCUGAAAUUCUAAAAAUCUCAAACACCAAUAAUUCAACCACCAAUUCCAAUGAGAAAUUAAAUAUAUUUACUUAUAAUGAACAAACUAAUGAAUCAAAACAAAUUAAAAAUUCAGAAAAAUCAAAUAUUUUUACUAAUGGAGACAUUAUUUAUUUAGUUAGAGGUACUAUUUAA
Lodderomyces jiufengensis is the source of this 822-nucleotide messenger RNA. RefSeq lists its product as uncharacterized. Gene Ontology annotation, cellular component: cytoplasm. Bases 1 to 822 code for a protein of 273 amino acids. The record is from RefSeq and is a predicted model, not a curated record. Gene Ontology annotation, molecular function: zinc ion binding. NCBI's taxonomy places the organism in Eukaryota, Fungi, Ascomycota, Pichiomycetes, Serinales, Debaryomycetaceae. The transcript has a single exon.